GCACUGAUGUAGUACGAAAAUGGCAACCAACAGAUCCGUAUUCACCAAAUGGAUAUGUUGUAGCCUUCGAAACACUUGCAAAACGUGAUAAAAAUGUAGCUAUAAAUAACAAGGUAAUUAAAAAAUUUCGACCUUUUUCAUUAUUACAACGAGAGAUAAGUUUUAAAAUAUACACUACAAAAAAAACGAACGUAAAAUAUUGCAAUGAUGAUGGUGUGACCUUGCUUAGUGAAUUGGUGAUGAAAUUGCCAGAAAAUGAAAAUCUUGAAGAUGUAAUCAUAGUAUUUACUUUAGUUUUUGGCGGUGUGGAAAUUAUAGCUACAGCC
This is a messenger RNA of Funneliformis mosseae, 326 nucleotides long. NCBI's taxonomy places the organism in Eukaryota, Fungi, Glomeromycota, Glomeromycetes, Glomerales, Glomeraceae. The record is from the annotation of a GenBank genome assembly.